CCCACGGCUCCCCCACGUGGCUCCACCAAACUAGCUGCAACAGCAAUGAGCAAACACCCGGUGGAACUGCGCAUCUGCGGUGCUCAACAUUCAAACCACUUCCCAGUCCAGUCCUUUGCGGAUUAGAAAAUGCCUCAUUGGAGGAAAUGCGUUCUUGGAUGCGAGGGAGACUACCCUCUUUUUACGCUUCCCAAGGAUGCCACGAUUCGUCAGAAAUGGUUGGACUUUAUUUUUGGAGACUUCCCUCCUCCGAAAAAGAACUGGUAUAUUUGUGCGAGACACUUUACUGAUGACAGCUUUCUAAACAAAGGCCUGUUUGAUAAAGGACUGAUAGGAAGAUUGUCACUAUUAGACCAUGCAAUACCAACCAGGCUUAAACCGUUUGAGUGGGGACAGGGCACACCUGUCUCCAGAUCGGUUGGGACUUCCUGUGUAGUAGAGAUGAAGUCCCAAGGAACAUCCACAACACCACAGACUGCAGAAAUUGGUAUUCAGUGUAUGCUUCUGACUCCCACCCUAGAUGACCAGGACAGCAACGGCCCUGAAAGUGAUGAGGAACCUGAGACUGAUGAGGAGGACCCGGACUGGGCACCUGGUGCAGAAGAGUCUGAGGAUGAGGACUUCGACCUCGAAGACGUGGCCGAAACCUGCCCAUCGGCGGAGCGUAAAUUCAUUGUCUUUGAAAGUUGUUUGAGGACGCUGUUCGCUGUGUGUGUCGUCUGCUCCGGGGCCUGCACAGUGACGAUGAAGCAGAUCAUGGGCACCAUGGUGGCCGUGAGCAGUGUCUGCAAGAGGACAGACGGACACACCCGGGUGUGGUACAGCCAGCCGGCCCACAACAGCAUGCCGGUGGGCAAUUUGAUGAUGGCGGCAGCCACCUUAUUCAGUGGGUGUUCACCAACAAUUGCCCUGAACCUUUUCCGACACAUGAGCGUUGGAAUCUACAGUUUGAAGACGUUUUUCAGUCUGCAGCGCUGCUAUUUGGUCCCUGCUAUUCAAAGGGUUUGGAUCACCAAGCAGCAGGCCAUGAUUAUGAAGAGAAAGGGAACGCCACUAAGACUGGGCGGAGAUGCUCGCUGCUGCUCAUCAGGGCAUACAACCAAGUAUGGCAGCUAUUCCUUAAUGGAUAUGAAUACUGGUGUGGUGCUCACCACCCGUCUAGUGGAGUGCAAUGAAGUGCAGAGCAGCGCAGCAGUGGAGUUGGAGGGCCUGAAACAGGGGAUCCGCUUCCUGGAGCAACAUGGCCUCACUGUAGCUGAACUCAUCACAGACAGACAUAUGCAGGUCUGCAAAUGGGUCAGAACGGAAAAGCCCGACAUCAGACAGCGGUUUGACGUAUGGCACGUUUCCAAGGGCAUCUUCAAAAAACUCGUGGCAGUGGCCAAAAAGCCAGGCUGUGCUUCAGUGGGGCUGUGGGCUCAGUCUAUCUCCAACCAUUUGUGUUGGACAGCAGCCACCAGCGGUGGAGACGCAGACAUGGCUGUGCAGAAAUGGACUUCUGUGGCUCGUCACGUCUGCAACGUCCACGAGGGCCAUGGCGACAUGUUCCCGCGGUGCGAGCACGGACAGAUGAACAGACAGUGGGUGGAGAACGGCAGCAGAGCACAGAAAGAAAUCCAGGCGGUUAUCCUGAGCUCCAGGCUGCUGGCAGACGUCCGUCAGCUGUCCCCUCCAGAGCAGACGUCGUACUUGCAGUCUUUUCAUAACGUCGUCUGCUUCUUCGGAAGUAAACAGGGGCAUUUCCUUCGUCCCUCACUGGAAGCAAAACUGAUUUUGGCAGCUCUUCACUUUAACGAGAACAUGGCAAAGGAGCAGGCCUGGAAACAGGACAGGGCUCAGCGGUGGAAGGUGUCCUAUCCAAAGUUUAAGAAAGGUGGCGCUGUGGUUCGGCCUGUGAAGGAGUCUGACACAUACGACUAUGUCAGACACCUGAUGGAGCUUGUGUGGCAGAUGCGGCUGGAGGUUCCCUUCUAUGAAGACGUAGAUACAGAAACUUCUGUUUCUUAGCUCUGGCUGUGCGUUUAGGGUCGUUGUCUUACAUUUGUUGCCAGCUUAGAUCAAAUUUGCUCUUCUAGUACUGCUCGUUUUAAACUCUAUAAUUUUUCCCAUCAACUCUGACCCACUUCCAUAACCAGGUUAACGAAAAGCAAGUCCAAUGCAUGAUGCUGCCACCACCAUGUUUUGCUCUUAGUGCGGUGUGUUCAGGGUGAUGUGCUGUGUUAGUUUUCCUUCAUAAAGGUCAGAAAGUUACAUUAUUGGCUCUUAUUACAUUUAAGGUAUUUUGGACUUUUAUUUAGGUUUAUUAGAGUAAUGGGGGCUGAAUACAAAUGCUGGCAAUCGUUCACAUAAUUUUGUAGCUAAAAAGUUGCAAAUCUACAUGUAAUUUUCUCUACGUUUCACGAUUAUGCACAUAUAAAAUCAUGUUAAAUCCUAGAAAUGCACUUAGGUUUCCAAGUAAGUGAAACCUUAUUUAUAUAUCAUCUCUCAAGACACAAAAUCAGAAAGUGCUUCACAACAGUCAGUAAUGCAUAAAAAAGACAAAUAGUAAUAAUAGUAAAGAAAAGAAAAGCAGAUUUAAAUGUGUUUCUAACUGACUUUUAAAAUAGAACUGGAAAUCCAGUUUUGCAAAACUGCUGCAGUAAAUUGAGAAAAUGUAAAAAAUUCUAGGGUUAUUAAUACCUUUACAAAGCACUAUAUGUCCCAAUAAACAGCAUUUACUGUUAAAAAUAAAAUAAAAUACAAAUUCUUUCA
This is a messenger RNA of Xiphophorus hellerii (green swordtail), 2751 nucleotides long. RefSeq lists its product as uncharacterized. The coding region runs from base 130 to 2007 and encodes 625 amino acids. Lineage: Eukaryota; Metazoa; Chordata; Actinopteri; Cyprinodontiformes; Poeciliidae. The transcript has 8 exons. The record is from RefSeq and is a predicted model, not a curated record.